Budorcas taxicolor (takin) is the source of this 745-nucleotide messenger RNA. RefSeq lists its product as uncharacterized. Gene Ontology annotation, molecular function: fatty acyl-CoA hydrolase activity. The record is from RefSeq and is a predicted model, not a curated record. Gene Ontology annotation, cellular component: mitochondrion. Bases 143 to 745 code for a protein of 200 amino acids. The transcript is spliced from 4 exons. NCBI's taxonomy places the organism in Eukaryota, Metazoa, Chordata, Mammalia, Artiodactyla, Bovidae.
GGGCCGUCCCGGUCUCAGGAGACUCGAGCGACACCGGCCACCGAGGAGGGAGGAAUCCAGACCUGGACCUCCAUUUCCUGGAAUUUGAUUUGUCAACGUCUGGCAUCGUCUUUCAGGUACUGUGCAAGGCAGCAGCCCCACUAUGACCUCUUGGGUUUCGAGGCUGCUUCCUAGGAAUGGCCGUUCCUUGGCUACAGCAUCAGAGAACCAGCGAGCUGAGGAUCGCCAUCGGCACCAGGAGGCCUACGGGUACUUCUUGCCCAUCCAGACGAGGUGGCAGGACAAUGACCAGUACGGCCACGUGAACAAUGUUGUGUACUACAGCUAUUUCGACACGAUUAUCAACCAGUAUUUGAUCAGGUACUGCGGCCUGAAAACCGGCUUGCUGACGUCCCCCAUGGUGGGCUUCAUGGUGACCAAUCAGUGCACCUUCCACACACCGGUCAGCUUUCCUCAGAUCCCAGCGGCUGCGCUGGCCGUGGAGAAAGUGGGUCGCUCCAGCGUGCACUACCGCCUUGCCCUGUUCCCCCCUAAGCCCACCAAGGAGACGCCUUCCAUCAGCCACUGGGACCUCAGCGAUGGCUUCUUCUUCGGCCACCCCAAGCUGGCUCACUUUGCCUCUUUGGCCUGCACCACAGGGUCUUCAGUCCAUGUCUUUGUCAAUCCAGCCACCAGCAAGCCGGUGGGCCUUCCCGAAGACUUCCGGAGGGGCCUCCUGAGGCUGAUGAGCCCAGCUCCAGGGUGA